Messenger RNA from Lepus europaeus (European hare), 878 nucleotides. It is a transcript of the gene ARPC3, whose product is annotated as actin related protein 2/3 complex subunit 3. The record is from RefSeq and is a predicted model, not a curated record. Gene Ontology annotation, biological process: regulation of actin filament polymerization; Arp2/3 complex-mediated actin nucleation. Lineage: Eukaryota; Metazoa; Chordata; Mammalia; Lagomorpha; Leporidae. Gene Ontology annotation, cellular component: Arp2/3 protein complex; cytoskeleton. The coding region runs from base 102 to 638 and encodes 178 amino acids. The transcript is spliced from 7 exons. Gene Ontology annotation, molecular function: actin filament binding.
UUCCGGCUCACUUCCGCCUACCGCGCCCUGGUCCCCAUAGCGGAAGCGCCGCGCUCUAACCCGGACCUGCACCUCUCGGUUGAAGCCCCGGGGCUGCCAAGAUGCCGGCGUAUCACUCUUCUCUCAUGGACCCUGACACCAAGCUCAUCGGAAACAUGGCGCUGUUACCGAUCAGAAGUCAGUUCAAAGGCCCUGCCCCUAGAGAGACAAAAGAUACAGAUAUUGUGGAUGAAGCCAUCUAUUACUUCAAGGCCAAUGUCUUCUUCAAAAACUAUGAAAUUAAGAAUGAAGCCGACAGGACCCUGAUAUAUAUAACUCUCUACAUCUCUGAGUGUCUAAAGAAACUCCAGAAGUGCAAUUCCAAAAGCCAAGGCGAAAAAGAAAUGUAUACACUGGGAAUCACAAAUUUUCCCAUUCCUGGAGAGCCGGGGUUUCCACUUAAUGCAAUUUAUGCCAAACCUGCAAACAAGCAGGAAGAUGAGGUGAUGCGUGCCUACUUGCAACAGCUAAGGCAGGAGACUGGACUGAGACUUUGUGAGAAAGUUUUUGACCCUCAGAAUGAUAAGCCCAGCAAGUGGUGGACUUGCUUUGUGAAGAGACAGUUCAUGAACAAGAGCCUCUCGGGACCGGGACAGUGAAGGAAGCCUGGACAGGCACCGACUCGGGAGCUGUGGGCCGCGUGUUGCAGCAAGCUGUACUCAGUCCUCUGCCUUUAUUCCAUAGGUUUGAUACAGAAGAGAGCAUGUCUUGUCUUGAAAAGCUCCUCGUCAAGAAUUUGGGGGGGGGAGGGGAGAGUGGGUUGUUGAAGGAUCAUUUGAAAUUUUCUGCACUAUUAAGCCGUGCUUAAUAAGAACAAAUAAUAAAAAAAAUUUCUAACA